Messenger RNA from Callorhinchus milii (elephant shark), 1077 nucleotides. It is a transcript of the gene atpsckmt, whose product is annotated as ATP synthase c subunit lysine N-methyltransferase. The coding region runs from base 1 to 669 and encodes 222 amino acids. Gene Ontology annotation, cellular component: mitochondrion. Gene Ontology annotation, molecular function: protein-lysine N-methyltransferase activity. The record is from RefSeq and is a predicted model, not a curated record. Gene Ontology annotation, biological process: positive regulation of proton-transporting ATP synthase activity, rotational mechanism; regulation of mitochondrial ATP synthesis coupled proton transport; peptidyl-lysine trimethylation. The transcript is spliced from 4 exons. Lineage: Eukaryota; Metazoa; Chordata; Chondrichthyes; Chimaeriformes; Callorhinchidae.
AUGUCCGGUUCAGUCCGAGCCGCGGGCCGCCCUGACCCUCAGCCCCGGGAGCCGAGCUCCAGUCCGAGGCCCAGGUGGGGCCUGGUACUGGCCGGCGCGGCGGGCGGGGCGGCGCUGGCUCUGUACGUGGCGGCGGCGCCGUUCGUGGCGCCGGCUCUGCGGAGGGUGUGUCUGCCCUUCGUGCCCGCCAGCCCGGCCCAGGUGGACAACGUGCUGCGGCUGCUCGCGGGCCGCCGGGGGGCCCUGGUGGACAUCGGCAGCGGCGACGGGAGGAUCGUAAUUGAAGCAGCAAAGCGAGGAUUUCGAGCUGUGGGAUAUGAACUGAAUCCCUGGUUGGCCUGGUACUCCAGGUACAGAGCCUGGCGGGUCGGAGUACACCACAGCACUACAUUUUACAUCUGUGACUUAUGGAAGGUGAAUUUCUCAGAAUUUAACAAUGUUGUCAUAUUUGGAGUUCCUCAGAUGAUGCCACAGUUAGAAGAGAAACUUCAGCAAGAGCUGAAGGGAAGUGCCAGAGUCAUCGCUUGCCGCUUCCCAUUCCCCAGCUGGACUGCCAGCCAUGAGUCUGGAAAGGGUAUCGACACUGCCUGGUCAUACGAUUCAAAAUCAUUUAAAAUAACAGGGAACGAAAGUCUAAAUAAAACAACGGAAAGGACAGGGCCGGUGUGAUUUUCAUAUCCCUAUGGUGUAGCUAUAGAGCUGCCCUUCAGAAUUCAAGCACUGGAACACUUUGACCAGUCAACAGAAACCAGUCUGCAGCUGCAAUGUUUUCAAGCAAUGGCAUCAGAAUAAUUGAUUAUUGUUACGUGUCUAUCUUGUACAAAGCGGAUGUGGAUGAGAAACAACACUUAUGUAAAUGUGAGGAAACUACAGUAUUUUGACUUUCUUACCUCUACAAGUCUCAUCCAAGUAAAUUAUUGCUUUUCAUGAAUUUGGGAGUUCAGAGGUGAUUACAUCCCUCAUUACUCCUUCUCGACACUUCUCUCCUACCCCCCUCCCCACCUUCUCUCCUUCCAGGUCUGUUCCAUUGGCUUCCUACCAGGCUUCGCGACCACAUCACUCCUACCCUCGCUCGCC